AUGGAUGCAGCACAGAGCGUAAACGGCAAGUUACUCAUGCCCACAUCGCUGUGCAAUUCGGCUGGCCUCAAAGACGGCGAUACCUUUGUCACCAAGUACAAGAACGGUCGCACUACCAUUCGUGUCAAACAUCCCGACGGAACAAGGUCGAAGAAGACUAUCAAGACUGGGGAUAUCAAGAGAACAGUUCCGGCCUGUGGUGCGACUCCUUCGAACGGAAGCGAUGCUACGUGCUGUGAGAAAGAGCGUGAGAGGCUAGAGUACGAGAGCCAGAAAAGGGAGGUCGAAAGACAUAACAAAAAGAUCGAUAAGCAAUUGGAAGAUGCUGCAAAGCAGUUGAAUGCUCCUGAGAAGGAGUGGGAUGCUUCCGAGAAGGAGUGGAAUGAUGCGAAGAAGUUCGGAGAUGAAGAUAAGAGAAGGUGUUGUGUCGUCAUGUAA
Molecule: messenger RNA, 438 nt
Organism: Alternaria incomplexa
Lineage: Eukaryota; Fungi; Ascomycota; Dothideomycetes; Pleosporales; Pleosporaceae
Exons: 2
Coding region: 1-438 (145 amino acids)
Source: RefSeq, a predicted model, not a curated record